Messenger RNA from Mandrillus leucophaeus (drill), 851 nucleotides. It is a transcript of the gene SOX4, whose product is annotated as SRY (sex determining region Y)-box 4. The annotation marks the transcript as partial. Gene Ontology annotation, biological process: anatomical structure morphogenesis; cell differentiation; positive regulation of transcription by RNA polymerase II. The transcript has a single exon. NCBI's taxonomy places the organism in Eukaryota, Metazoa, Chordata, Mammalia, Primates, Cercopithecidae. The record is from RefSeq and is a predicted model, not a curated record. Gene Ontology annotation, molecular function: DNA-binding transcription activator activity, RNA polymerase II-specific; RNA polymerase II cis-regulatory region sequence-specific DNA binding.
UUCAGCAACCAGCAUUCGAGAAACUCCUCUCUACUUUAGCACGGUCUCCAGACUCAGCCGAGAGAAAGCAAACUGCAGCGCGGUGAGAGAGCGAGAGAGAGGGAGAGACUCUCCAGCCUGGGAACUAUAACUCCUCUGCGAGAGGCGGAGAACUCCUUCCCCGCAUCUUUUGGGGACUUUUCUCUCUUCGCCCACCUCCGCCCCUGCAAGGAGUUGAGGGGCCAGUUCGGCCGCCGCGCGCGUCUUCCCGUUCGGCGUGUGCUCGGCCCGGGAAGCCGGGAGGGCCCGGCGAUCGCGCCGCGGCCGCCGCGAGGGUGUGAGCGCGCGUGGGCGCCCGCCAAGCCGGGGCCAUGGUGCAGCAAACCAACAAUGCCGAGAACACGGAAGCGUUACUGGCCGGCGAGAGCUCGGACUCGGGCGCCGGCCUGGAGCUGGGCAUCGCCUCCUCCCCCACGCCCGGCUCCACCGCCUCCACGGGCGGUAAGGCCGACGACCCGAGCUGGUGCAAGACCCCGAGUGGGCACAUCAAGCGGCCCAUGAACGCCUUCAUGGUGUGGUCGCAGAUCGAGCGGCGCAAGAUCAUGGAGCAGUCGCCCGACAUGCACAACGCCGAGAUCUCCAAGCGGCUGGGCAAACGCUGGAAGCUGCUCAAAGACAGCGACAAGAUCCCUUUCAUUCGAGAGGCGGAGCGGCUGCGCCUCAAGCACAUGGCUGACUACCCCGACUACAAGUACCGGCCCAGGAAGAAGGUGAAAUCCGGCAACGCUAACUCCAGCUCCUCGGCCGCCGCCUCCUCCAAGCCAGGGGAGAAAGGAGACAAGGUCGGUGGCAGCGGCGGGGGCGGCCAUGGG